This is a messenger RNA of Cylas formicarius (sweet potato weevil), 2710 nucleotides long. RefSeq names its product protein wntless (gene wls). The record is from RefSeq and is a predicted model, not a curated record. Gene Ontology annotation, cellular component: organelle membrane; endomembrane system. NCBI's taxonomy places the organism in Eukaryota, Metazoa, Arthropoda, Insecta, Coleoptera, Brentidae. Gene Ontology annotation, biological process: Wnt signaling pathway; intracellular protein transport; Wnt protein secretion. The coding region runs from base 122 to 1750 and encodes 542 amino acids. The transcript has 2 exons. Gene Ontology annotation, molecular function: Wnt-protein binding.
GUCCGCCUCACUCGGCCACAAAAGUAAAAAAGAAGAAGAACUAUCCACCGUUUUGUUAUUACAAGCCGUGUUUAUGUAAACAUAGUGCAAUUUUGUGUGGUUUUCUUAAUUUUCCCCAAAAAUGGCCGGGACAAUUCUCGAAAAUUUAAGCGGAAGAAAGUUGAUCAUUUUGGUUACGAUUUUAUUGUUGUGCCAACUAAUGUGUUUCCUAGUUGGUUUGAUAUCGCCCAGUCCAGCCUCAACUUCAAGUAUUUUGACAACAGUUUGUGUGGACAGUGAUCCAAAAACCGACAAUAUAAACCGUUGGUUCACUCGUAACUGUCCCAAUAAAGUCGAAUUGUCAGACGAAAAAUCCACCACUAAUCUAAGUGCUACAAAUUUGGUAUUCGUCGCUCAAAUGCCAAUGCCUCGACGGGAUUUUUCUCGCUGGCAGCAAAAUUUAAUAGGAGUUCUCCAGAUUGAUGUUUUGUACAAAAAAGGUCAGAUGUUGGAGAAUUUAAUGAUCGAAUUAACACUUGAUGCGCGUCUGGGAUAUAGUGAUAAAACUAAUAGCGGGCAGACAUUGUGGACUUAUUACACAAGUUCGGUAGUAAAAAGGUAUAUGGACUGCACUUUCAAUAAUACCGGACCACAUAAUAAAGAUGGCUAUCCUUAUAGUUGUUCGAUGGUUCCUCUUUUUGAACUAGGAUCAUUGCAUCAUGAUUAUUAUUUGUUAAAUUUGAGGCUGCCCUAUGACCAACUAUUGAAGACAAAUGUGCAGCUUCCCAAAGUUGGGGACAUACAUCUCCACAUAAUUUAUAUGAAUGGAGGUUUUACAAGGGUUUGGCUUAGUAUAAAAACUGUGUUUUUCCCCAUUAUCGUUACUAUUAUGAUUUGGUUCUGGAAUAGAGUUCACAUCUUAUCUCGAACUCCAGCAUUAUUGGAGUAUAUGCUCAUUUCUUUAGGUGCAACAUUAGCAUUUUUGGAUAUGCCUUUAGAAUACUUAACACUGCAUUUUGACAUGCCCUAUAUGCUUUUACUUAGUGAUAUUCGUCAGGGCAUCUUCUAUGCAAUGCUGCUGUCAUUCUGGCUUGUAUUUGCAGGAGAGCAUAUGCUUAUUCAAGAUACUGGGGAGAAAAAUAGUCUGAAAACCUACUGGAAGCAUUUAAGCACUGUUGUUAUUGGAUGUAUUUCUUUGUUAAUAUUCGAUUUGUGUGAAAGAGGUGCUCAGCUUGUAAAUCCCUUUUAUUCAAUAUGGGUGACACCUAUGGGAACAAAUUUGGCUUUGACAUUCAUAAUUUUAGCUGGUUUAUCAGCCAGUAUUUAUUUCAUUUUCCUGUGUUACAUGGUAUGGUGUGUUUUUAAGAAUAUCAGCGUAAAACGAUCUAUUCUUCCAACAAUGUCUCAGGCUCGUCGGCUUCAUUAUGAGGGUAUUAUCUAUCGCUUUCAUUUUCUGAUGCUCGCCACUCUUGUGUGCGCUGCAGUUACCAUAAUCUCAUUCAUUUUGUCCCAAAUUGCGGAAAGUCAGAACAACUGGGAUGAUAACACGGACGUGGAACUGUCCUCCAUACUUCAUACGGGUGUUUAUGGUAUGUGGAAUAUUUACAUAUGUGCAAUGCUUAUUUUGUAUGCUCCUAGCCACAAGCAGUGGCCUAAUGAUCCCAUAUCCGCCGAUGGGGAAGAAGUAGAGUUUAGCCGAUUACCUACAGAUAGUUCGCCCAAUGAAAUUUCAUCACUCACCUCAUUUGCUUCGAAAGCAAGCAUAGAGUAAAAUAAUAUCAAUAAUAUCACAGUUCUGUAGUUAAGUAUGAGUUACAUAUUCGCGAGCAUAUUCAAACUAUGGAGUUUUAGUUAAUGGCACAUUUGCAUAUCAGCUCUCAAUCGGUAUAUUGUGAUAAAAAAAAACAGUAUUUGGAACAAAAGAAAUACAUACGCGCUUCUUUUUAUUAAUGUAAUUAUUUAUGUUUGCAUUUGAACAUGAAAUAAAAUCGAAUUAUUAUUUUUAUGAUAUAUGUAACACAUUUUCUUGCCUUAAUUUAUUAAUUUUGUGGUUCUAGGAAAUCAAUUUUUGUCAGAUCCUUGAACCAUUCAUUAGACUCCGCAAAGUUGAAGAUUAGUUAUUUUUAUAUAAUUUAAAUGUUGAUUGUACAAGCCUUUACACACAAUCUUUGACUAAUUCACUUGACGAUGUAAUAGUUUCUAAAUAUUCCCAGUUGUUUUCAAUGCCGGGCGUUUGUCUUCCAUAAUCAGUUUUAAUGGCCGUUUUAAUAAUUUCUCAAAAUUGUAAAACUGAAUCUCAUACCAUUUAAAGUGGUUAAAACUCCUAGAGCUCUCAGUUAGAGCAUUGCAAUAUAGUAUUAUUAGUAAGAAGUACUGAUGUAAUUAACCAAAACCAUUUCUGCGAACAAUUGUAUUGUCUGGUAGCAAUAAUUUUUAAUAAUAAUUGUUGUUUAUUCUUCUCCGUUUCUAUAGUCAGUAGGCUUUAUUAAUUGACUUUUAUGUAUUUUCGUAAAUGUGAAUCUCAACCUUGGUAAUUUUGCUGACAAUUUUUGUAUUAUUUUUUUUUUAGAAUUUUUAUAGUAGGUUUUAGAUGUGUACGCAGUAUUAUUUCUAUGUGAUGUUCACUCAUAUCUACAAUGUUUUUCUAUUUAAACUUAAUAAUGGAACUUAUCGAUUUGCAUACCUGUCCGCUUUACUAGAGGGUUGUAAUUAAUUAAACUUUUCUCAAAUA